Molecule: messenger RNA, 1080 nt
Organism: Macrosiphum euphorbiae (potato aphid)
Lineage: Eukaryota; Metazoa; Arthropoda; Insecta; Hemiptera; Aphididae
Source: the annotation of a GenBank genome assembly
AUGAGAGUAUCAACACCCACGCACCACCGCAACAGUCCAUUGUCACAUUCUCGCUCAAUUUCACGUUGCCCUCCAUUCGAUAACACCAAGAAAUUAUACAAAAUGAGUUUCUCUUCGGACGCAUCUUCGGCAUCGGCUGCAGUGGAAGCGGCGGCAGCACAGAAAAAAUUGAAUUUAGAAAAAGCGACCAACUUCAUGAAACAAUACAGAGACCCGCACAGCCGCGAACUGAAAAAACUGUCGGCCAACCAAUUCAUGGAUGUCUGGAGCCACUACGACAAGGACGGUAAUGGAUACAUCGAAGGCACCGAGCUGGACGGCUUUCUGAGAGAAUUUGUCUCCAGUGCUAAUACCGCGGACGUCAGCCCUGAGGCAGUUUCGGAUGCCAUGUUGGUGGAGCUCAAGCAGUGUUUCAUGGAGGCCUAUGACGAUAAUCAAGACGGGAAAAUUGACAUCCGUGAACUUGCUCAACUUUUGCCCAUGGAAGAAAACUUUCUACUUCUAUUCAGAUUCGAUAAUCCAUUAGACUCCAGUGUCGAGUUCAUGAAGAUAUGGAGGGAAUACGACACUGAUGGUAGUGGAUAUAUCGAAGCCGACGAGCUAAAGAACUUUCUAAGGGAUUUGCUGAAAGAAGCGAAAAAAAUCAAUGACGUGUCCGAAGACAAACUCAUCGAAUACACCGAUACAAUGUUGCAAGUAUUCGACUCGAACAAGGAUGGGAAAUUGCAGCUUUCCGAGAUGGCCAAGUUGCUGCCCGUCAAGGAGAACUUUUUGUGCCGGCAAGUGUUCAAAGGAGCUACAAAACUGACAAAGGAUGAUAUCGAAAGAGUAUUUUCGUUGUAUGAUCGAGAUAACAAUGGCACGAUUGAGAACGAGGAACUACGAGGAUUUCUAAAGGAUCUGCUCGAGCUGGUUAAAAAGGAUUAUGACGCCGACGACUUGCAAGACUUCGAGGAAACUAUACUGCGAGGGGUGGAUUACAACGACGACGGGAAAAUCAACAGGAAAGAGUUGACAAUGAUACUCCUUGCACUGGCGAAGCACAAUCAGGAGGACGACUCUGCCGCUAAAAAGGAAUAA